AUGAGGGGUCCCUGCGAGAGGUCUGGGGAGAAUGAAGAGCAGGAGGAGGAGACGGUCGCGGCUGCUGGGCGUCCUGCAAGGGUCCCGGAAUCCGAGAGGGGUUCAGAUGCGGAUUCAGACUCAGACCUGAAGACACGUGCCGAAGGCACCCAUGGGCUUGGAGAACUGGUCAAGGACACUGUCCACCUGAGGUCUUGCCGGGCCCACAGCGUUGUGCCUGCCUCCUGCUCCCUGCACCAGGGAAGCGCCCCAGAGCUGAGCCUGCAGCGUUGUGGCCUGGGGCCCCAGGCUCUCCCUUCUGCAUUGACCUCCAAUCCCGAUGUCAAGCAGCUGGAUCGGGACAGUGGGCACUGUGGGGCCGGCACAGGGGCCCUGGCAGGUGCCCUGAGCAAAAGCAGCAGCAUCUAUGUGGAGCUGUCAGAGAACCAGCUGGGAGCAGUGGGCGCCCAGGCUGUGUGUGCCACCCUCACAGUGAACCUGGCCAUGCAGAGGGUACAGCUGGCAGGGAAUGGCCUGGAGGAGCAGGGGCCCCAGUACCUUGCUGAACUCCUGCUGGCCCACACGGGCCUGAAGUCCCUGGACCUGAGCUAUAACCAGCUGAGUGACCAAGCAGGGGAGACACUUGGACCAACUCUGGCAGACAACACAGGACUCACCAAGCUUUACAUGAGCUGGAAUCACCGAGGCCCAGGUGCCGUAGCCUUUGCCAGAGGACUAGAGGCAAAUAUCUCCCUGAGAGUCCUGGACAUCCCAUACAGUGGCUUUGGAGAUCCUGGAGCCUCUGGGAUGGGUGAGGCACUUAAGAUUGACAAUGUGUUAGAGGAACUCAAUAUGAGCAACAACCGCAUCUCCGCGUUGGGAGCCCUGAGCCUGGGCCUGGGCCUCCGGGUCACCCAGACACUGAGGUUCCUAUUGGGAGUGUCCAGGAAUCCCAUGCGAAGUGCAGGCUGCUUUGGUGUUCUCAGGUCUGUCCAGGAGAGUCCAGUGUCUGCCCUGGAACUGCUGGAUCUCUUUCAGCCCUCAGGCUUGGGACACCUGGUGCUGAAGGUCCUUGUUUCCUUCUACCUGCCUCGUCUCUACGGCUCCACAGGCAGAGGAUUCAAGGUGAGCAGAGAGUUUGAUGACCUCACUGGCACCUGCAGGAACUUGGCCGCCAGCCCCGGCUUCUACUGA
Molecule: messenger RNA, 1173 nt
Organism: Ceratotherium simum simum (southern white rhinoceros)
Lineage: Eukaryota; Metazoa; Chordata; Mammalia; Perissodactyla; Rhinocerotidae
Source: RefSeq, a predicted model, not a curated record